Molecule: messenger RNA, 1536 nt
Organism: Striga hermonthica
Lineage: Eukaryota; Viridiplantae; Streptophyta; Magnoliopsida; Lamiales; Orobanchaceae
Source: the annotation of a GenBank genome assembly
AUGGAAAUCAGCUUGCUAUACCCCUCCCUCGGUCUCGUCCUUAUCCUCCUAAUCUCCCUCAAAUCAUUCUCACAAAAGGACAAAAACCACAAACUCCCGCCAAGCCCCGCCCGGUCCCUCCCGAUCCUUGGCCACCUCUAUCUCCUCAAGACCCCUAUCCACCGCACUUACCACCGCCUCGCCCAGACGGUGGGCCCCAUCUUCUCCCUCCGCCUCGGCCGCCGCCUUGCAGUGCGAUUGCGAAGAACCGAGGAAGCGAGAUCGGUGUGCGGGUGCCAUCUUAUGAUAUUCUACAGGUAUCGUACUUUUGCUCAUCCGCCCGCAACCCAUGCUCCUGUGGUGGGUGUUUCUUCCUCCGCCCCUGCCUCCUCGGAUCUCGUCGAGGAGUGCUUCACCCGAAAUGACGUCGUCCUCGCCAACCGCCCCCAGCUGAUGAUCGGCAAAUACAUCGGCUAUAACUACACCACCGUCGUCAGCUCACCCUACGGCGACCACUGGCGGAACCUUCGCCAGAUCACCACCAUCGAAGUCUUCUCCGGCACGCAGCUCAAUACUUUCAACUCCAUCCGUCACGACGAGGUCCGACUCCUUCUGCGGAAGCUUCACCACUUGGUUUUGUCGUCAUCCAGGGGAUUUGCGAGGGUCGAUCUCAGAUCUGGGCCUAUGGAGGUGACCUUCAACAACAUCAUGCGAAUGGUGGCUGGGAAGAGAUACUUCGGGGUGGUCGACGACAGGGAUGAGGAAGCCAGGGAGUUCCGGGAGCGGAUUAAGGAGGUUCUCGGUUACGGCGGCGUGUCUCACCCGGGAGACCUCAUCCCCGUGCUGAGGUGGAUCGAUUACAAGGGGUUGGAGAAGAAAUUGGCAACGGUAAGCGGGAAAAUGGACGCCGUUCUGCAGCGGCUGAUCGAGGAGCAACGGCGGAGCAAGGGCGGCAACACCAUGAUCGACCACCUGCUUUCCCUGCAGGAGAAUGAACCCGACUACUACAAUGACAUCACCAUUAAAGGAAUUAUUAUGGUUAUGCUGCUAGCCGGGACCGACACGUCAACAGUGACAGUAGAAUGGGCCAUGUCGGCCCUACUCAACAACCCUGAGAAACUCCACAAGGCCAGAAUCGAGAUCGACAAUCUUGUCGGGAAAGAUCGCCUGAUCGAAGAGUCCGAUUUAUCCAACCUCCCUUACCUUCAACACGUUAUCUCCGAGACAUUUCGAUUGUUCCCAGCAGCUCCACUGCUUGCACCUCACGAGGCAUCGAGUGAUUGCACCAUCGGUGGGUACCAUAUACCACGUGGCACGAUCCUGAUUGUCAACGCAUGGGCCAUCCAUAGGGACCCCAAAUUUUGGGACGACCCCACCAGCUUCAUUCCCGAGCGUCUCGAAGCUGGAGAGGUUGGACCGACAAAGUUGAUACCAUUUGGGAUGGGAAGGAGGUCGUGCCCAGAAGGGCCCGGGACAUCGAUGCCCAAAUUGAUACCACUGGAGGCCAUGUGCAAAUCCCGUGAUGUGCUGCAGAAUGUGUUUGGUGCGGCAACCUGA